UCCAGUCAUUUGCCCUGCACCCAGACUGCAGAGAUCUGUCUGCCUCAUCUACCCGGGGCUUCUAGAAGCCCCGGGAAGCCUACCUGGCCUUAACUCUGAAGGAGCUACCUGGGAGACCCCUGGACUGCGCAGCCCAGCCGAGGCCACGAUCUUCUGACUCUCCGGCUUCAGGGCUCUGCGGUGGCAUCCGCAGUGGGCUCCGCAGCCCGCAGGCGGUACCCCCCACCCCCCGCUCCCGCCCCGCGGCAGCGCUUGCAGAGGAGAGAGUCAGCAGGCGGCCCCAGCAGAGACUGCGACAGUCUGCGCACCUCUUUCCUACUGCGUCUACUCCCCCCCCCCUCUGCCCCCCGCCCCCACGUCUGGGAGAUGGCGCUGACGAUGCUGCGGGACUGGUGCGGCUGGAUGGGCGUGAACUCAAAGCGCGCUGUGCUCAUCCUGGGCAUCCCUGACGACUGCGAGGAGGAGGACUUCCAGGAGGCCCUACAGGAUGCCCUGUGGCCCCUGGGCAGGUACCGAGUGCUGGGCAAUGUCUUCAGAAGGGAGCUUGGGUGCAGGGUCGCCCUGGUUGAGUUUGCUGACAAUUUAAACCGAAAUCUGAUUCCCCGACACAUACCAGGCAAGCAAGAGGACUGGACUGUGAUCUUUCUGCCUCAGGUCUUUGACUCUGAGUCACAGGAUGCACCCAAUUUCCCUGCACAGCCCCAAAGGCAAGCGGUGGCUGGCCCGGCUGAUGAGGCAGGAGCCGCACAGUGGGUUGGAGCUGCAGAUGAAGCAGGAGCCCCCCUCGAGGAGGGAGCUGCAGCUGUGGCAGGAGCUGCAGGUGAGGAAGGAGCUGAAGAUGGGGGGGGAGUUCCAGGUGAGGCAGGAUCUGCAGAUGAGGCAGGGGCCUCAGGUGAGAAGGGAGUUGCAGGUGAGGAAGGAGCUGCAGCAGUGUCAGGAGCUGCAGGUGUGGCCUCAGUAGAAGCUCCAGGUGCGAAAGAAGCUGCAGCUGUGUCCGGAGAUACAGGCGAGGCAGGAGCUGCAGAUGAGGAAGGAGCUGCAGGGAGAGCAGGAGCUGAAGGUGAGGCAAAGUCAGCAGAUGAGGCAGAAGCUGAAGAUCUGUUAGAAGCUCCAGGUGAAGAAUUAGCUGCAGGUGAGGUAGGAGCUGCAGCUGAGGCAGGAGAUGCAGCCGAGGCAGGAGAUGCAGCCGAGGCAGGAGAUGCAGCCGAGGCAGGAGAUGCAGCCGAGGCAGGAGGUGCAGCCAAGGCAGGAGAUGCAGCCGAGGCAGGAGGUGCAGCCGAGGCAGGAGAUGCAGCCGAGGCAGGAGGUGCAGCCGAGGCAGGAGAUGCAGCCGAGGCAGGAGGUGCAGCCGAGGCAGGAGAUGCAGCCGAGGCAGGAGAUGCAGCCGAGGCAGGAGGUGCAGCCGAGGCAGGAGAUGCAGCUGAGGCAGGAGGUGCAGCUGAGGCAGGAGGUGCAGCCGAGGCAGGAGGUGCAGCCGAGGCAGGAGGUGCAGCCGAAGCAGGAGAUGCAGCCGAGGCAGGAGGUGCAGCUGAGGAGGAAGCCUGGAUCCAGCAAUGGAAUCAGGCCCUGAAGCCUGUGCUGGAAAAUAUAGCCUACCAGGAACUGAGAGACUUUUCUGGCAACGAUCAGCCAGGUCACAAGAAUGAGUCCUUUGAGAGCUGGCUGGACCACGCCAACGACAUGCUGUACCUGUGGCGCCACAUAUCAGAAAGGGAGCGGCGGCGGAGGCUGGUGGAGAGCCUGCACGGGCCAGCACAGAAUUUCAUGUAUGGCUUCCUGAAUGAAAACCCUGCCAUCUCUGCUCAGGACUGCCUGACAGCGCUGGCUCACGUGUUUAAGAACAAGGACACCCAGGCGGUCAUGAGGCUGAAGUUUGUGACUUGUGCCCAGCAGCCCCAGGAGAGUCUCUUUGAUUAUGUGAUUCGCCUGGAAAACCUGCUGCACACGGCCAUGGAGAAGGAGGCCAUCCACCCAGGUGUGGCAGACGAGGUACGGAACGAGCAGGUGCUGAUGCGGGCUCGCCCCAACGAGAAGCUCCGGAACAAGCUGAAGAGGAUGCACCUGGAGGGGAAACCACCUGGCUUCCUGGAGAUGCUUCGGCUCAUUCGGGAGUCAGAGGCAUGUGAGGCCACUCCGACUAUGAGACAGCAGUUUCAGGUGGAAGAAAGGGUCUGGAUGGACAUUAGAGGACUGGCUGCUGCCCAGGCCACCCUAGCUCAUGAAGGUGCUGCCCAGGCUGCCUCAGCCCAUGAAGAUGUUGUCCAGGUCGCCCCAGCCCAUGAAGAUGAAGCCCAGACCGCUACAACCCAUGAAGAUGCAGCCCAGACCGCUAUAACCCACGAAGAUGCUGUCCAGGCCUCCCCAGCCCAUGAAGAUGUUGGCCAGGCCGCCCCAGCCAAUGAAGAUGCAGCUCAGGAUGCCCAAGCCAAUGAAGAUGUUGGCCAGGCCGUCCCAGCCAAUGAAGAUGCAGCCCAGGCUGCCCUUUCUAAGGAAGAUAGUGCCGAGGCCACUCUGGCCAAGGAAGUGGACAUUGAGGCGGGUCCUGCCACUGCCGAUCCUGAUGAGGCUGCUCCUGAAACCCAAGAUGCCACCGGGGCAGACCCUGCCCCUGAGGAUACCACCAAGGCCUCCCCUGCCAUUCAGGGAGAUGAGAGUGCUCUGGCUCCUGCAGGUCUAGGUCAGGCAGGGCCCUCACCUGCCCACAUGGGCAUUGCUUUCGGGGUGGGCUCAGGAGGUCCUGGCAGUGACCCAGAGGGCCUGGCCCAGGAAGAAGAUGAGGAGGCUGACGAGCCCCAUGAGGAGGAGCUCAUUCUCUUCCAGGAGGAGUCAGGAAUUGAGGACGGGUCUGGGAAGAUGAGUUCCCUCGAGCCCUCCUUCAAGUAAGCUUGGAAGGCUCAGUGGCCUCCUGUUCUCUGGGGCACCAGAGCCCUGGAGGCAGGGGAAGGCCACCUCACCCCACAUGGGGAGCAGGGCCCAGGGAAGGGUCUGCUCUGCCCCUUGGUCCCCCACUACUCCCAAGGGGCCCUAAUCACCACCAUCAGACCUUCCAAGUCAUCAAGAUGACCAUACUUGCCACCAAAUGGGAUGAGGAGAGGUGCCCACACAUGGUAGCACCACACCUGGCCUUAGCCCCAGCCCCUGCCAACUUGGGCAGCUGGCCUGGUAGCACUGCCAAGGCCUCCCCUGCCAUUCAGGGAGAUGAGAAUGCUCUGGCUCCUGCAGGUCUAGGUCAGGCAGGGCCUAGGCUGAGCAGCCCAUCUCAGCCUAGGAGAGGGGCACCUGAAGACAUCUGCCACCCGCGUGGAACUGGGAGACUUUAGGGCCCAUCAGAGGAGUGCCAGUCUCUGGACUCCCAUCCUCCAUCUCCUGGGGAGCCCCCAACUCAUUUUUUCAUAACUCCAUAAUGACCCAUGUGUCAAGUAAUCACCACCCCCCCCCUCACACACACACACACACACACACAGGCCACGGCGCCUGUGCAGAACCACCUGGUGUGUGUGAACCCAGGUGGGUGUCCUGCCCCCCCCCCCGACCCCGGGGCAGCCACCUAUCAGCCCCGGCACGUGCUGUGAGCCCCACUGCCAGCCAAGGCUCUGCCAGCUCUCAUCCAGUGUCGUGAGCUCAGCCUCUGCUUUCUCAGUGUAGAUUUAGGCCAACCGCUGCUUGUGCUUGUGGAGAUGUGUGUGUUCUUCUCUGAGCAGUUCCCCACCACCGCUCCCACCCCGGACGGAGACCCUGAGCCCGGGCCCAGAAGAAUGGAUGAGAAGAACCGACCAGGGCGCGUCUGGCGCUCACCCAGUGACCUCUGGCAGGAAAAAAAUAGACCAGGGACAGAAGGCGGCUGCUGGAGGCUCCACGGGGACUGUGCUCUGAUAUGCCACCCUGUUGUUCCCUGUGACUCAGUUUCCUCAGCAUGCUGGAAUGUCCCCUGCUGUGUUUUCCAGUGUCUUGUGUCUGUUCAGUGCAGGCCAUAGGGCAGAGCCAGGUCCCAACAUAUUGUCCAGAGGGGGAGGGAGCCCUGCAGUGAGUGGACAUCACCUGUGUCCACUGUCCUACAAAGUCUAAUCAAAGGGCCCUCAGGGAGGGGGACUAUGGAGGGAGGGCCACAGUGUGGGGACAUUUAAAGCACCUCGUUAGGGACCCCAGGAGAAGGGGGUGUGACCUAUGGGCUCUAUUGGCCUUUAGAAGUUCCUCUCUGUGUUGUCAUCCCCUUUCUUCAAUGGCUUCAAUAAAUAUUUCUCUUCAAUAAACAUAAUUGAAUGUU
Messenger RNA from Myotis daubentonii (Daubenton's bat), 4264 nucleotides. RefSeq names its product paraneoplastic antigen Ma6F-like. The record is from RefSeq and is a predicted model, not a curated record. Lineage: Eukaryota; Metazoa; Chordata; Mammalia; Chiroptera; Vespertilionidae.